Molecule: messenger RNA, 1675 nt
Organism: Tripterygium wilfordii
Lineage: Eukaryota; Viridiplantae; Streptophyta; Magnoliopsida; Celastrales; Celastraceae
Product: elongation factor 1-gamma 2-like
Exons: 8
Coding region: 191-1462 (423 amino acids)
Biological process (GO): translational elongation
Molecular function (GO): translation elongation factor activity; glutathione transferase activity
Source: RefSeq, a predicted model, not a curated record
GUUAGAUUUGCCUGAUUUGGAACACCUUGCGAUAUAUUUACGAUCAGUACACAAACCCUAAAACCUCUGAACAGACUGACAGCACUUCUUAGCCUCCUUUCUCACUCUUUAUCUGAGAGCUAGGCCGUCGGGUUGUUCUCCUUCUCCUCGGAUCUUCUUGCGACGAGUGAGCACUCCGAUCUAUUUAGCCAUGGCUCUGGUGUUGCACUCGUGGGCCUCAAAUAGAAAUGCUUUCAAGGCUCUAAUUGCUGCAGAGUACUCUGGUGUCAAAGUUGAAUUGUUCAAGGAUUUUGAGAUGGGUGUGACAAAUAAGACUCCUGAGUUUCUUAAGAUGAACCCAAUUGGAAAGGUCCCCGUGCUGGAAACACCUGAUGGCCCUGUCUUUGAGAGCAAUGCCAUUGCUCGUUAUGUUACCCGAUUGAAGGCAGAUAAUCCUCUAUAUGGAUCUUCAUUGAUUGAAUAUGCCCAAAUCGAGCAGUGGAUUGAUUUUUCAUCAAUGGAGAUCGAUACCAACAUUGGAAGCUGGUUGUAUCCACGACUUGGCUAUCGUUUAUAUCUUCCUGCGGCUGAGGAAGUUGCAAUAUCUGCUCUGAAGAGAGGUCUAGGUGCUUUGAACACAUAUCUAUCUUCAAACACGUACCUGGUCGGACAUUCUGUGACGUUGGCUGAUAUUAUCAUGACAUGCAAUUUGAAAGAUGGCUUCAGCCUAUUGAUGACUGUGAGCUUUACAAAAGAAUUUCCUCAUGUUGAGAGAUAUUUUUGGACUAUGGUUAAUCAGCCAAAUUUCUCUAAGAUAUUGGGUGAGGUGAAACAAGCAGAAUCUGUUCCUCCUGUUCAAAAGUCUACACAGGCAAAAGAACCUGUAAAACCUAAGGCAAAGGAGGAGCCAAAGAAAGAGACCAAAAAGGAAGCCAAGAAAGAACCAGCAAAGCCUAAAGAAGAGGACGGUGCAGAGGAAGAGGCACCGAAGCCCAAGCCAAAGAAUCCACUUGAUCUUUUGCCUCCUAGUAAGAUGAUUCUUGAUGAAUGGAAGAGACUUUAUUCAAACACAAAGACCAACUUCCGUGAGGUUGCUAUUAAAGGCUUUUGGGACAUGUAUGAUCCCGAAGGUUACUCACUUUGGUUUUGUGACUACAAGUACAAUGACGAGAACACAGUCUCAUUUGUGACACUCAACAAGGUUGGCGGCUUCCUGCAGCGCAUGGAUUUGGCUCGUAAGUAUGCUUUUGGGAAGAUGCUGGUGAUUGGCUCAGGGCCACCCUUUAAGGUGAAGGGCCUGUGGCUCUUCCGUGGACAGGAGAUCCCUCAGUUUGUACUUGAUGAGUGUUAUGAUAUGGAGCUGUAUGAAUGGAAGAAGGUUGACAUUGCAGACGAGGCACAGAAGGAGCGUGUGAAUCAGAUGAUUGAAGAUUUUGAGCCUUUUGAGGGAGAGGCUUUGUUGGAUGCCAAGUGCUUCAAGUGAGAAAUUUCCUGUCUUGGACUAGUAUAACUUUAGCCUUUGGGAGUCUCAAAAUGAACUUUGUUUUUGUUUUUUGUUUGUUUGGUUGUGACUGGUAACCAUUUUUGUGAAACACCUUGGCAUAUGAUGUUCCUGUUUAUCUGAAGUUUAUUGGGAUACUGUUAUUUAAAUUAUGUUAGACCAGCUGAAUUUUCAGUUUAGAGAGUGGUUUGUAGA